Molecule: messenger RNA, 903 nt
Organism: Morus notabilis
Lineage: Eukaryota; Viridiplantae; Streptophyta; Magnoliopsida; Rosales; Moraceae
Product: probable NAD(P)H dehydrogenase (quinone) FQR1-like 1
Exons: 4
Coding region: 85-696 (203 amino acids)
Molecular function (GO): FMN binding; NAD(P)H dehydrogenase (quinone) activity
Source: RefSeq, a predicted model, not a curated record
AACGUUCCAUUCACUCGCACCACAACAAUAACAAGUCUUUUGCUCUUCCAAAGCGCACGCAGAGACUCACGAACUCCUCCAUCAAUGGCCACUAAAGUCUACAUUGUUUACUAUUCCAUGUAUGGACACGUUGCAAAGCUCGCCGAAGAGAUACAAAAAGGAGCUGCAUCAGUUGAGGGAGUAGAAGCAAAGCUAUGGCAGGUACCCGAGACGCUGCCAGAUGAGGUUCUUGGAAAAAUGGGCGCUCCGUCAAAGAGUGAUGUCCCUAUCAUUACACCUAAUGAACUCGCUGAGGCUGAUGGGUUACUAUUUGGUUUCCCAACCAGAUUCGGAAUGAUGGCUGCACAAUUUAAAGCAUUUUUUGAUGCUACUGGGGGUUUGUGGAGAACACAACAACUUGCAGGCAAACCUGCUGGAAUUUUCUACAGCACCGGAUCUCAAGGAGGUGGACAAGAGACUACUCCCUUGACUGCCAUCACGCAGCUCGUUCACCAUGGAUUGAUCUUUGUGCCUAUUGGAUACACAUUUGGAGCUGGCAUGUUUGAGAUGGAGAAUAUUAAGGGCGGCAGCCCUUACGGUGCGGGAACCUUUGCUGGGGACGGCACAAGGCAACCAUCGGAGCUAGAGCUACAGCAAGCUUUCCACCAGGGGAAGUACUUUGCCGGUGUUGCUAAGAAGCUCAAGGGAACUGCUUGAGUUCGUUCACCAUACUUACCUAUUCACUAUUCAGCAUUUUUCUAUACUUGCACAAAAUACUUUCCUAUUCAACAGUCUUAAUUUUCCAACUUCAUGUUCUCGUAAACUAUUGCUUUGUUUGGUAUAUGUGCUACUUUAUACUGUAUGGGGAUGUUGGAUAAAAUGAUAUCUUUGCUUAAGACCUUUUCUCAUUCCUUGUCCAAGUGA